UUCCUACUAGCUGAACGAUGUCAUUUCCCGGAAGAGACAGCUAAGAUUGGGCCAUUCUCUUUAGUGUUUGCCUUGUCUGCCUUUCCCCCACCUCUUCACUAGAAACAUUUUGAUCCAAAAUCACACGGAAAUCCUACACAAUUGGAACAAAAACAAACCGAUACAACGUAUCCAAAUGGAGUAACAGAACUGCACAGAAAGAUAACGAGGUGAGGUUUAUUAGACGACUCUUCUGACUAGCCAAGCUAGCUUAGCUAGCUAAAUGUUAGCCGGACAUCCAUCAGUUGCUGCAGGAGUUAGCUAACGUUAGAUAGCUAUGCUUGCGGCUUCGGAUCGUUCAUUUAUAAGGUCAGUGCUUCAUAUGUAGCUAUGCCGGAUGCAAACGUUGUAUUGCAAAAUAUAACUAUACUGUAGCUAGUUAUGUUUUCAAAGCACAUUUAAAAUUCAAAUACAAACGCCAUGAGUGUGAAAUGUAUUGACGUCGCCUCGAUAAUUAGAUAAACUUAGCUAGCUAGCCAGCUUGGCUAUCUAGCUUAAUAUUAGGCUAGCUAUCUACCGGUACUUGACAUGCGUGCAAACAAAUGGCACAACCUCAAUAACUUGUAUAGACAACCAGAAUUAAUCAAUGACACUUAACGUUUUUGCAAAAAAUACACCAGCUAGCUACUAGUAGGUAUAGUAAUAUGAUAUGAAACGAAGUUAGCCAGCUUGCCAGACAGAGCUAGUUAGCAAGCUAACUGGCUAGCUAAGUAGUAGCUAGCAGAACACGCCUUACAAAGAACCUUCAAACGACACACUCUUCUAAACUUGUCCUCUUACCAAGUUGGGUAUUAAGUUAUACUGAUUAAGUUAGCCAUAUUGCAGGGAAACAUAGUAAAGAGCUGUCGUUCGAAGGUUAUUUGUAUUGAUGUAUUGCAAUCCAUUCAUUCAUGUUUUAUGUCUGAUGCAAAAUCACAGCACCCAUAUGACCAUUUCAUGCAUGGGUGUUGCAACUUCUUAAUUGCUCUGUCUUGUUGUCACUGUUGGCCGGAAUCAACAAAGGCCCCUGAAAGCCAGUUGUGCAUGGCACUGACAGUGGGCUUUGCUGUAGUCAUGCAAAUGUCGCAUCAUCUCAUAACCUCAAAAUGCAGGUAACAAGCUACCCCAAAACAAACACUCUAAACCAUUCUCUUUGUUAUCCUCUUUUCAGGGAGAGCUUUGCAGUCAUUCACCUCAAAAUCAAAUAGACCCUAAACGUCUAUCGCUGCUGCACUGAAAAGCACCCACCUCAACCUGAGCCUACUGCCUGACUCACCCAAACCCAACCAGCCAGUAUGUCCCAGUUCCAGUGUCCAGGUAACCCUAUGUCCAGCGCUGCUGCCAGCCCCAUGCAGCAGCUGUCUCAGCCCCAGCCAGGGUACAGCAUCCCCUGUGCCUCGAGCCCCCUGCCCUCUGAGAGUGCCAGUCAUCCUCUCCGGAGCUCAGCCCUGCCCUUGGGCUCAGCCACUCCCUUCAGUCCCACCUCCACAGGUCUGUGUGUGUGUGUGUGUGUGUGUGUGUGUGUGUCAAAGCUGUCUGUCGGUGUGUGUCUCUCAAUGGACAUAUCUGUUUUUGUUUGUUUGUUUUUAGUAUCUAACAUGGCAAACCCUAAAGAGAAGACCCCUAUGUGUCUGGUGAAUGAGUUAGCCCGUUUCAAUAAGAUCCAGCCGGAGUAUAAGCUGCUCUGUGAGCAAGGACCAGCUCACUCCAAGGUAACUCAACAACCCAACCACUGGCACUCACUAGCAAACCUAGGUCAUAUUUAUUAGGAUACACUCACUGUAGCAAAAGGUUUUGCAACUGAAAACAAAAACAAAUGUUUUUUGUUGGACAAGUUCAGAUAGUGCCUCACCAUUUCUGGCCUUUUGUGCCUACUGAACAUAACCCUAGAAAGAUCAGUCAUCACUGUGCUUUUUAUGUCUACCUUCCUGCUCUUUAAGACUUAUAACAGAGAUUUAUCCCUAUCUACUUCUCUCUUCUGUCUCUCUGUUUCCUUCCUCCCCCAGAUCUUCUCAGUGCGGUUAUCGCUGGGGGAUCAGCACUGGGAGGCAGAGGGGACCAGUAUAAAGAAGGCCCAGCACUCUGCAGCUUCCACAGCCUUGGCCCAGACCACACUGCCCAAACCUAGCAUGAGGAACAACCCCCGCAACAACACAGGCAAGAACCCAGCACACCGGGCCCUGUGUGGGCAGUGUAUAUAAAUGUGUGUAUUUCUUAUAGAGGCUCUCAGGUCAUCACUUUGAGUUGCUGAGUAUCAUGAUCGGGGAAACAUUGAUAGUCAGUGGCGUUAAGUAGUCUACAUUAUAUAGGGUUUGAGUUUGAUCACUAGGUGUAUUAAAGUUUUGGUCCCUAUUGUUCUGUAAUGUUUUAUGUUUGUGUUUUCUGUUUCUUCUGUGUGUCCUACCACAGUAGACUGCAUGAUGCAAACGGUGGAGCUGAAUUCCCUCUGUAUGAAGUUAGGGAUGAAGCCCAUGUACAAGCCCAUAGACCCUUACCCCGGGAUGAGACCACCCAGCUUCAACUACAACAUCAGGGCCCCGGGGCCUUACCAACGCUCCAUGCAACAGUAUGUCCACUCGUUUUUCUGGGGGGGGGGGGGGGGAUUCAUUGUAAAUCUUCAAUUAAUAGCCCAGGUGUUUAUUGGAGUCCAGUGUAAGGCGAGGAGGCUGGCAUUUAUAUCAGCAUGAUUAGGUAAGUCAGUCAGUCAGUAAAAGCUAUACCUGAGCAUCUCCUGUCUUCUUGGUGUGUGGUCAGGUACUAUUACCCAUUUUCCCCGGUGGGGCCGGUGCUGUACCACAUGGAGCUGAACAUCGGGGGCCAGCAGUUCCACGGAAAGGGGCGUACGCGGCAGCUCGCCAAACACGAUGCCGCCUCCAAGGCCCUGAAGACUCUGCAGAAGGAGCCCAUACUGCUGCAGCAGCUGCCUGAGGUCAGAACUGGGGAGGAAACACUAGGGUUGGAACAGUCUCUGCUUAUUCCUUUCUGUUUCUGGGAAUACUCCAACUGGAAUUCCUGGAAAAAGUUGGGUGAAAGUUUGGGAACAUUUCUGGUAUUUUGCCCACAGGGCAACACCUGCUAUAUGGAUCACUACACAGGUCUGCUUCACAACAUGAAGGAAGGGCACAUAUUUUACUCAAUACUGCCACACAGAGCAAUUCCGCUGCAUCAUAUAGCCACUCUGCUGCAACAUACACAGCUGUCAGAUAGAAUGUUUUGAUACAAACUAUUUAAUUUCAGAUGAAUGGAGAAGACAUAGAAGAGAACCUCAACAAAUCAGAAAUCAGUCAGGUGUUUGAGAUCGCAUUGAAGAGGAACAUGCCUGUCAGCUUUGAGGUAGGCUUUAGACCUGCAUUUGCUCAACUAACAGUCCAGUUAUACAGUGGAACUAAUUAUGUUCUCUCCCCUGAGGAUAUACCUUUCCAAUACUUUUUCUAAUUUUCUUUCCCUAACCUCUUCCCUCCUCUGCCCCACAGGUUCUGAAGGAGGCAGGUCCUCCCCACAUGAAGAGCUUCAUGGUGCGUGUGGUGGUGGGGGAGUUCUGUGGUGAGGGUGAGGGCAAGAGUAAGAAGAUCGCUAAGAAGCUUGCAGCUACAGUGGUGCUGGAGGAACUGAGGAGACUGCCCCAGCUGACCCCAAGUUUGGAGAAGAUGCAGCCGGCACGCAUCAAGAAGAAGACCAAGUCCAUCAUUAAGGUGAGAGGACCAGGGGGAUGAUGUCAGGGAGAGUAGAGUAGAGAGCAGUAGAGCAUCGUAAUUAUCGAAGACUGGAAAUUAGCUUCCUAGCUACCAGUGAAUAAAAGUACUAUACAUCGUAAAAAAAACAAAGGCUUCUAAGAUGGCCAUUGUUCAUUUUUAAAGGGCAACAGAAGGGAGAGGAGGGGUGAUGGGGAAAGCUUUUGGAGGGUUGGAAAAUUGUUUUAUAGGAAUGUUUGUUUUAUAAAAAAAAAAAAAAUUAGUCAUUUAGCAGACGUUGUUAUCCAGAGUGAUUUACAGGAGCAAUUAGGUUUAAGUGCCUUGCUUAAGGGCACAUCGACAGAUUUUUCACCUAGUCGGCUCGGGGAUUAGAACCAGCGACCUUUCGCUUACUGGCACAACGCUCUUACCUACUAAGCUACCUGUUCUUGUGUGUAAUGCCCACUCUCUCCCCAUCUCUCCCCCCCUCCCGCCCCUUCCAGCUGCAGACCAGUCCAGAAUAUGGGCAGGGCAUGAACCCCAUCAGCAGACUGGCUCAGAUCCAGCAGGCUAAGAAAGAGAAGGAACCAGAGUACAGCAUGUUAACAGAGAGGGGGUUGCCCAGACGCAGGGAGUUUGUUAUGCAGGUGAGACAGGAGUCCCUGGGCCUGGCACAUAGCCUACCACUACCUGCUCUUGACCAAAUCAACCCCGUACUCUCGGCCUAGGGCACUUGUGGAGGUCUGAGGGGAUUGGACAGGUGUGAGCAAUAUGGCAAACACGACACCUAGCCUAUCAGAAGGCAAUGUGGUGCUAGCACCAUAGUGUGUAUGCCUAUCUAGGCUAGUCCUCUCAGAUCUCCCUAGUGUCUAUGGUUGAUUUGGGAUUGGGGACCAAUUUUUCUCUCAUUCUGACCUGUGGUUGUGGUCACCAGGUGACGGUGUGUGAUCAGUGUGCGGAGGGCUUGGGCCCCAGUAAGAAGGUAGCGAAGAAGAACGCAGCAGAGAAGAUGCUGGAGCUUCUAGGUUUCAAAGUGCCUCAGCUCCACAAACCUGCGCUCAAAACGGACGAAAAGGUACAGUAGGUCCCCAAAAGCCACCAGAGGCAUCCAAUCCAGACCACUGGUUUAGUUAGACCCCACUCAUGUGCUUAUCUAGCCAGUAGUACACAGCAGAGAUAGUUUGUAUUGACUUGAAUGAUCAUUGAGCCGCCAACUGACGUGUAUUCUUUCUGUUGAUCAUGUGACCCAAGGUUCCACUGAAGAAAAAUGGAGACGGGAGGAAAGUGACCUUCUUUGAGCCGGGCUCUGUGGAGGAGAGCCGGUCGCUGGGUGAGUGGUUCAGGCGCAGGGUUGAAACUACACAUACUUUGAUAUGUACUCAGAUUUAUGCAGUACACUUUGCGUUUGGAUUUGGUAUGAGAGAUUUUACUUACUUGACUUAAACCCUUUUGGCUCUUUGUGGAGCAUAGGUAAUCCACAAACUUCCUCCAGAGUGUUGUGCAGGCUGACAGAUUUAGUAUUUUGGAACAUGGGAUACUUUUACAUUACAUGGGUGUUCCAUUCCAUGUUCUCCUUCCUUCCCUGUGUUUUACAUGAUUAUGUCUCUGGCCACCCCCAUCUCUCAGGUUCCAAGGAGGAGGACUACCGCCUGCCCUUCCUCAGCCACCAGCAGCUCCCAGCAGGCAUCCUGCUCAUGGUGCCCGAGGUGGCCCAGGCUGUAGGGGCCAGCCCUAGCCAGGGGCACCAGAACAAGGACUACGGUCCCCGGGCCAACCACGCCAAGGUGUGUGCCUGUGUUUUAGUUUUUGACAUUAGCCUUGAUGGUAUUAAUUUAGCUCGGCUGUCUUUUACCUCACAGUUUGUAUGUUUAUUUUAGUCCUGUGAUGUUCUCUUUUACUUCUUGAAUCUUUUGAUGAAGAAGUGUCUUUGAUUAUCAAGAUAAGCACUAUGCAAAUAAACAGUAUUGUUAUUAUUAUAUUAAGGCCACUCUGACGGCCAUCAUCGCAAAUGAGCUGCUGUACGCUGGUACCUCCCUGACCGCCGAGACCAUUCUGAAGAGCCAGAACAGUGUGGGUCAUCUAGUACCCCAUGGACCCCUGACCAGACCCUCCGAACUGCUCAGCUACCUGGCCAACGUACAGGGACUGCAGGUACACACACACACACCCACACACGUACGUUAACACACACAAACGCCUACCCCAUGGCUUCCUGACCAGACCCUCCGAACUGCUGCGCUACCUGGCCAACGUACAGGGACUACAGGUAGUCAUAGACACAGGUGCACAUGCAUGUGUGCGCACAUGGACAAACACACACACACACACACACACAAUGAAACUUUUUAUAAAUGCAGUGGUAUUCAAACCUUUUCAGCGGGGACCACAUUUUCUUCCCGCCAGAUAUUCUGCGGAAAUAAUUUUUUCUCCCACUAAUUUCUCGCUACUCCACUCCACCCCACCCCAAUUCUAGUGACACAACCUUAAAAUCGCUAAAUUCUGAUUUUUUUCAUCAACAAAUAACCUUAAAAUGAUCUUUCUCAAAAACGUUAGUAUAUUGUCCCAUACAAUAUGUACACAUAAUUUUUUUUUUGGGGGGGGGGUCUUGACCCCGACUUUGAAUACAACUGUAUUAAUGUAUUCUGUAGUGUUAAAGUUAGUAUUACUAUCCUCUGUUGCUUUUCUUGCAGGUGGAAUACAAAGACUUCCCCAAAAACAACAAGAAUGAAUUUGUAUCGCUGAUCAACUGCUCCUCCCAGCCCCCCCUCAUCAGCCAUGGCAUUGGCAAGGACGUGGAGUCCUGUCACGACAUGGUGAGACUCGCACACAACCACACUGAAGCAGCUCUAGUGUUUAGACCAGGAUCUUGUUCAUUAGGGCACACUGUAGCUAAAAAAAAAAAAUGCUAUGGAAAAAAGCAUAUUGGACAUGUUCAGAAAGUACCUCCCUGUUUCACCUGUGCCCUCUGAACACGACCCUGAUGCUCUAAAUCAGACAUAUACAGGCACAAGCAAUAGGGAAAUUAUGAUAUAGGCUACAUAAAAUAUUCCACAUCCUCCCUCUGUCUACAGGCUGCCUUGAAUAUCCUGAAGAUUCUGUCAGAGCUGGACCAGCACCAGCAGCAGACCAAUGACAGGACAGGGAACGCACCACUCUCUGAUAGGUCAGAUGAGGACCAAUAAGAUAACACUAUUAUUGAGAUUGAAUAAUAACAGUUUAAUAUAUUUGUCUUAUUUUCUAGGGUUGCAAAACUCCAGAAACUUUUCAAAAGCUUUUCAGAAAUCCUAGUUUCCCUCCAACCUGAGAACUUGGUCCGUAUGACUUGGUAACGCUCAUUUGUUUUGUGUUGGGUUUCUGUAGGUGUGGCAAACAGGACAUGGAGGGCAGUGACUCUCUCCUCAUCAAACAGGCUAACUCGAGCACCUUGGGACAACAGACUCUGGAUGGCACUGUGUAGACAGACGCACACCAUUGGUUGUUUGAAAGAAGCACUAAAAGAAAACUAACACUGUGUUCUGAUAGGCUGUUUUAGAAUUCUACAGGAAGCUGAGGGCAGCCAUCAUUAGUGUUUAUAUUAUAUUAAAUGUUCCAAAAUGUUCAGUUAAACAAGAUUGAUAGAAGAAAAAUUACAUUUAUUUCCUCCUCCUUGAUGUUGUUUAAUUGUACAGAUUAUUCAUUCUUUUUUUGUUGCUUGAUAGAAAAAAUUGCUGCAUCAUAUCCGAUAUAAUGGAAUUCUGCUCUGUUGAGAUAAGAUGGAAUAAUGUUUAAUAUGAUAACUGUGAAAAUCAGCUUUUGAGGAGAAGCAUUUUGUCUCUUUUCCCUUUUUUUCUGUAAAUGAGACCUUUCUCUUAUUUUUAAACGUUGUUUUAUUCUUCUUCUUUGACCCUGGAAUUAUUGGGGGGUUGUUAGCAGACCUGGGUUAAAAAACUGAAAUCUUUCAAAUACUUUUAGCUUUAGGAGUGCCAGAUGGGCGGGGUUUGCAGUUUUGCCUCUAUUCCAUUGUUCCAGGCAAGCUCAAUCAAGCCUAGCUGAAGUAUUUGAAAUGAUUUAAAAUAGCUUUUGAACCCAGGUCUGGUUGUUACAAUAGCAUUUACUUGUGAAGUAUGAGACCCCAUAGAAGGAUAGGAUGCAGCUAGCGAACCACUGUUGAUUUUCCUGGAGUGCUUUAUAACAACAACCACCACAAGUGAACAGUGUUUAUCUACAUUACCAUGUAGGGCUACGAAGGUUUUGUGACUAAGUGUAGCGUGUGUGUAGCGUGUGUGAUGUCCUGUGAUUUUGUCUGUCCCAACUGUCAGAGGUGUCGGGGCAGUAUAAGUCUGUGUUGCAUACAGUCCCAGCACGAUAUCCCCACUCUCUCCCCCUAUCGUCCCUCCCUCAGUGUCAAACCACCUCCUCUCUGCUCCCCAUGAAAUGUAAGUAAAACUUGUAUGCUAUCACGCACAAAACUAAA
Molecule: messenger RNA, 8142 nt
Organism: Coregonus sp. 'balchen'
Lineage: Eukaryota; Metazoa; Chordata; Actinopteri; Salmoniformes; Salmonidae
Source: the annotation of a GenBank genome assembly